UCUAUUCAACGAAAACCAGGAAAUUCAGUCAACGAAAUGGAAGUCAUCAACGCUCAAGUUCCUCAACCCGAAGCUAUCCAGCAGGACCAGGAAGCAAAGCCGGAGAUGGAGAAGACCAUCACAACCGCUUCAGCCUCAGCCUCAGCCACCGAUCUCAAACCUACUGAAAACUCUCAGAUCCCUGCCGGACUAACGGAUACCACCAUCCCCACUAAUUCGAGCGACGAAAAAGAGUCCGAACAGGUCGAUAAAAUCCCGGAUGAUGCGACGGAAACCGUCUACCUGAAUAACUUGAAUGAGAGGGUCAAACUCCCUGCUUUGAAACAGACACUCAAGAAUCUGCUGAAAAACUUCGGGCCAGUGUUGGAUGUGGUAGCCCAUCGAUCGGUCCGAAUGAGAGGCCAAGCCUUUGUGGCUUUUCCGGAUCGAGAGAUGGCUGCCAAGGCCGUCAAAGAAGUCAAAGGGUUCCCCCUCUAUGGAAAACCGAUUGAAAUCGCCUUCGCUCGAUCCCCUGCAGAUUGUGUGGUCAAGCGGAAAACGCCGGACGAUUUCGAAGCCCAUAAAGCCGAACGACUGUUGAAAAAAAAACGAUCUCGACGAGAAAACCCGUUACGAAAGAAAGCUGUCGAGGCCAAGGAGGCUGCACGGAAAGCGGCCUCGACGGCCGCCUCGGCCGGCCCGAUGGCCUCCUCUGUGCCCCCCGCUUCAUCCAAUAGGAAAAUCGUCCAGAUGCCCGACGAAUAUCAACCGCCUAAUAAGAUCCUGUUCAUCCAGAACUUGCCCGAAAACGCUGGCAAAGACGCUCUCGAAGUCUUGUUUAAACAGUAUCCAAAUCUGGUGGAAGUCCGAACGAUCCCAGGAAGAUCGAACAUCGCAUUUGUAGAAUAUGUGGAUGCUACAAGCUCAGGGGUUGCCAAAGAUGCUCUGCACAAUUACAAGUUUGACGGCGAACACAAGAUCAAAGUUACCUUUGCUAAACAGUAAUCUCAUUACAAUUCCCUCCAUCUUUCUUUCCCUUUCCCUUCCACUCUAUUUUUUUGUGUGUGAGUUGAAAAUCAUUGCAUGGUGAAGAAAGAAAAAAAAUCUGUAAUCAUAUUUACAAGACACAUAUUUCUUGCCUUUUCUUUUGAUCCUUGAUGAGCAGUGCGCACACUGUAGCUGCUUAAUUGCCCUCAGCUCCCCUUCCUUGCAUUUUUUUUUUUUUUGGUUUACACUACAUUCCAGGGACAAAUGACGCCUGUCCAUCAGCUCUCGCUAUUUAUUUCAGCCGCUCCUGACUUUCAAGAUGUUCGAAAAUAAAUAGGCUGUUCUUGAAUAUAGGCUCAAGUCAUUAAAAAAGAGAUCUCCCAUUGGAAACAACCAU
Molecule: messenger RNA, 1363 nt
Organism: Puccinia graminis f. sp. tritici CRL 75-36-700-3
Lineage: Eukaryota; Fungi; Basidiomycota; Pucciniomycetes; Pucciniales; Pucciniaceae
Exons: 5
Coding region: 37-984 (315 amino acids)
Biological process (GO): mRNA splicing, via spliceosome
Cellular component (GO): U1 snRNP
Molecular function (GO): U1 snRNA binding
Source: RefSeq, a predicted model, not a curated record